Molecule: messenger RNA, 2179 nt
Organism: Nerophis ophidion (straightnose pipefish)
Lineage: Eukaryota; Metazoa; Chordata; Actinopteri; Syngnathiformes; Syngnathidae
Gene: palm1a
Product: paralemmin 1a
Exons: 9
Coding region: 194-1258 (354 amino acids)
Biological process (GO): regulation of cell shape
Cellular component (GO): membrane
Source: RefSeq, a predicted model, not a curated record
UUUGAAAGCGCCGGCGCCCCUUUUCCUGCAACCUUCUCGUCAACGGAAGCAGCAAUGCGUCAUCGAGUGGGCGUGGCUGCGGCUGGACGGCGACACUUGCCGCUGCGCACGCGCGGGUCAACUCACGGCUGAUGCAUCACGCGCCCACGUGAAAAGUGAGCAGAAUACACACACACACACACACGCAGCAGCUAUGAUGUCUCAGGAGGACCGGAAGUGGCAGAGCGAGCUGGAGCAGAAGAAGCGUCAGCUGGACGAUGACCGACGAGCGCUGCAGCACGCCAAGUCGAAGGCCCUGAGGGAGCGCUGGCUGCUGGACGGAGCGCCCUCUGUUGGAGACGACCAGAAGCAGCAGCACGAAGAACACGCCAGGAACCUGGAGGACACCGUCAGCAGGUUGGAAAAAGAGCUGAUGAAUCUGGAGAGCUCAGGGGCGUGCACGAGCGUGACUCACACCUCGGUGACCUCAGGAUCAAUUCAAGAGGUCAGAGUUCACCAGGCGGGAGAUGAUGACAUCAUGAAGCGAGCCAUGUACUCGGUGGAGAUCAAGGUGGAGCGGGACAAGGCGACGGGGGAGACGCGCGUCUUGUCCUCGCACACCAAGCUUCCCGUGGACUGCUCUCAGGGAGGGGUCAAAGUUUACGAGGACGAGCAGAAAGUGGUCCACGAGGUCAACGGCGAGAACGACGUCCACCUGCUCAGCGCCGCCGAGGUGGAGGAGCUCAUCCUCAAAGCCGACGAGGCGCUGACGCCACCACACGAGGAGGAGGAGGAGGAGGAGAAGGCGACGCAGAAGGUGAAUGAGGAGGACGAGGCAGCGGAGGAGAUCAUCGGGUUGGAAGCCACGCCCCCGCAGAAGAGCAGCGGGGAGGAGCCCGUCACCUUGACCUUCAUGGGCUACCAGGAUGUGGAGGACCAGGACCACGCCAAGAAGGUCCUCGGCCUGCAGGGGACCGUCAAGGCGGAGCUCGUCCGCAUUGAGGACGGGAAGACUUCGCCGCCAGGAGGAGCGACGGACGCCCCGCCAGCGUCUGCCGCUACCGCGGAGGUGGCGGACAAGCAGGAAGCGGCGGCCGAGUCGGCAGCAAGAGGCGCCGUGAAGCCCGAGAAGGAGAAAAGGGCGUAUGCGACCUCGCCGAUGUCGCGGCCAAGAUGGCGUACAAAGGCGAAAGGUCAGCCAAAGCCUGCAGGAGGAGCUUUACCGUGUUGUCCUCGAGGUGGCGCUAGCACCCGAAGAGUCCCGAAGGUUGUGUCUUAAAUGAAACACUUCCGUCAGUACGCGAUCAAGUAUAAUAAGACACCCCCCCCCCCCCCCCUUUUAUGAGGGUGGGCGCCCCUGAUUAUUUUAUUCUAAGGCUGUCAAAUGAUAAAAGGUGACUGAAAUUGAGGUUUAAAAAUUGCUUCUACAAAACAAAGUACAAACAAGCUACCUAAAAGGUCAAAGGAAUUUCUAAAAUGGUUGCCCGUCUCUCAUGCUUUUGUCCACCUUGUUUGGUCAUCGAAACUGAAAGUUAACACACACGUUCUACUUUUUCACUCUCUCUCCAGGCUGGUAUUUCAUGAUAUUAUUAAUAAUAUUACAUAUGUGUGUGAGAGUGCAAAUACAUAAAAAACUUAAGGUGCAUUUAUUGGGUUUAUUUUCUUCCAGCAGAACUACCGUCCAAGUAAGCAAUUUUUUAAGGCAUUCCCAUUUUCUUUUUGAACAACAUGAUACAAAAGUGUGGACAUAAAGAUAAACAAAAUAUUCUGUAUUUUUUUCAGUUAUUUUCACUCGUUGCUGGACAAAAGUCCAGUAUACUAAACAAGAACUACUAGUAAAAAGCAUAGAGAAAACAUUAGGAAUAACGUUUUAAAAAAGAAUGAUAUACAAAAUAUAUACAUGUAUAUACUAUCCAUAAUUAUAUGUAUAUCUUUCACAAUUUUUUUUUUAUUUAAACGCUUUUAGAAUGGGGGUGUUUUAAUCGCCUUUUUUUAUCAUGUGAAAUAUACAGAUGUGUUGAGAAAAAAACAACAUGUUUUGGUUUACACAAUAUUCUGUCAUUUUUUUUCAAGUUGUGGAUUUAACAAUAAUUUUCACUAGUUGCCAGACAAAAAUCCGAGAUAUUAUAACAACUACUAGUAAAAGGCAUAGAGAAAACAAAACACAAGGGAUGACGUUUGAAUAGGAAUGAAACAAAAA